AUGAUGACACCGUCGCGAUGCGGUUGGGACCGAUGCCGCCGCCUAGCUAGCGUUCUAGCUGGUCUGUUGCUCAUGGGGAGCGUUGGCUCCAAUCACUCGAUCUCAGUAUGGAACGCGCAGCUCCAGACGCUGCUGGGCUUCUCCGAGGCGGGUAUCUCGUUCGUCUGCUCCAUGGCAUCCUUUGGCGCCUACUUCUCCGUGAGUCCAGGAUUCGUCUUCGACCGCAUCGGUGCCCAUCGCAGUGUUUUGCUGGGCGGUUCUCUGCUUGCUGCCAUCUACAUUGGUCUCUAUGCUGGACUGGUGACGUUUCCGGGGGCCAUGACACCCCUGGGUGUGGGUAUCGCCUUCGCAGUGCUCGGCCAGGCUACCAACUUCGGCGUAUUCGCGGCACUGGGGCCGAAUGAAGACCUCUUUGGACCAGAGAACCGCGGCAAGGUCAUGGCACUGGAGUUUGCAGCCUUUAGCGCUGGUGGCGCGUUGUUCGCGGAGCUCUACAAGCAUUUUUUUGAUGGGAAAGUGCCUCUAUACUUUCGGUUCAUGGGGUGUUUGAUGCUGGCGGUGUUUCUGGUGGCCUGGGUUACGCUGUAUCGCCCUGCCAACGACGACUCAACUCACGUCAUAACUGCUGCUCCACCUAUUCAUGCACUGGACGAAUUUAUGCCGCCGGAGACAUCGAUCUUGAAGUCUACUUUUGACCUUGAGGAUAGUUGUCAGCUCAUUUCUACGGCCCAACCUGACAUCACUGGCCGUGAUAUCCUGACCGACUCACGCUUCUGGUUACUGUUCUCUACCGUGUUCAUACUGGUGGGAUCAUCGCUAUUUGUCAUGGCAAAUAUUGCGUUUAUUGUCGAGUCUCUUGGUGGUCCGAUGGAGCAGGUCUCGACCAUGGUAGCGCUCUUCUCCGUUGGCAACUGCUGCGGCCGUGUAGUGGCCGGCAUCAUAUCCGACAGAAUGUUGCAUCGCGUUCCUCGGAUCUAUUUCGUAAGUCUGGCUUCUGUUCUCGUAGGCGCCAUCCACACACUUUUCCUGGUCAUUCCUCGCGCGUACCUGGUCGUCCCCAUUACGCUGGCAGGUAUCGCCGACGGCGUCAUGUUCGCUGCAUUCCCCGUACUAACACGCGAGACUUUCGGUGCGCGCCACUUUGGAAAGAAUUUCGGCCUCAUCAGUGUCGCAAAUGCUGUAGGAUUUCCGCUGUUUUACAACCCCAUAGGCUCAUUCGUGUACAGUUUAUCGGCCAAACCCGUGAAUGGCGUCCAGAAGUGUCUUGGAGACGAUUGUUUUCGGCCUGUGUUCCUACUAGUGAUAGCACUGAGUAUGGUGUCACUCGUAGCGAGUCUCAAGUUCGCGUCGCGCCAGCAUUACGUCCGCUUAUCGUAG
Molecule: messenger RNA, 1377 nt
Organism: Phytophthora nicotianae INRA-310
Lineage: Eukaryota; Oomycota; Peronosporomycetes; Peronosporales; Peronosporaceae
Exons: 1
Coding region: 1-1377 (458 amino acids)
Biological process (GO): transmembrane transport
Cellular component (GO): membrane
Molecular function (GO): transmembrane transporter activity
Source: RefSeq, a predicted model, not a curated record